AUGGAAAAAUAUGAAGCAGGAAAGGACAGUCACAGAAAGGUGAAGCAGGAAAGGAGAAGGUCACAGAGUGGGAAGCACAAAGGAGAGUCGCAAAAAGGUGAAGCAUGGAAAGGAGAGUCACGAAAAGGUGAAGCAGGAAAAGGAGACAAAGGAGGAGAAGUCGCAAAAGGUGAAGCAGGAAAGGAGAGUCACAGAAAAGGUGAAGCAGGAAAGGAGAGUCACAGAAAAGGUGAAGCAGGAAAGGAGAGUCACAGAAAAGGUGAAGCAGGAAAGGAAAGGUCACAAAAAGGUCAAGCAGGAAAAGGAAAGGAGAGUCGCAGAAAAGGUGAAGCAGUGAAAAGGAGAGUUCGCAGAAAAGGUGAAGCAGGAAAAGAGUCGCAGGAAGGUGAAGCAGGAAAGGAGAGUCGCAGAAAAGGUGAAGCAGGAAAGGAGAGUCGCAGAAAAGGUGAAGCAGGAAAGGAGAGUCGCAGAAAAGGUGAAGCAGGAAAGGAGAGUCACAGAAAAGGUGAAGCAGAAAGGAUAUUCGCAGAAAAGGUGAAGCAGGAAAGGAAAGUCGCAGAAAAGGUGAGCGAAAGGAAAGGAUCGCAAGAAAAGGUGAAGCAGGACAGGAGAGUCACAGAAAAGGUGAAGCAGAAAAGGAGAUCGCAGAAAAAGGAAGCAGGAAAAUGGAAAGAGUUCGCAGAAAAGGUGAAAGCAGGAAAGGAGAGGUCGCAGAAAAGGUGGGGGAAGUCAGGAAAGGAGAGUCGCAGAAAAGGUGAAGCAGGACAAGGAAGUGAGUUCGCAGAAAAGGUUAAAGCAGGGAAAGGAGAGUCGCAGAAAAGGUUGAAGCAGCGAAAGGAGAGUCGCAGAAAAGGUGAAGCAGUGAAAAGGAGAGGUCGCAAGAAAAAAGGGUUGAAAGCAAAGGAAAGGAGGUCGCCAAGAAAAGGUGAAGCAGGAAAGGAAGAGUCGCAGAAAAGAAAAGAAAGGAAAGGGAAGGAAAGGAGAAAAGGUAAGCAGGAAAAGGAGAAGUUCGCAGAAAAAGGAAAGAAGGAAAGGGAAAGAAAGUUCGCAGAAAAAGGUAAGCAGGAAAGGAGGAGUUCGAAGGAAAAGGAAGAGGAAAGGAGAAAAAAGGUGAAGCAAAAGGAAAGGUUUGGAGAAGCAGGAAAAGGAGAAGCGAAAGAAAAGGUGAAGCAAAGGAAAAGAAAGAGUCGCGAAAAGGUGAAGCAGGAAAGAAGUCGCAGAAAAGGUGAAGCAGGAAAGGAGAGUCGCAGAAAAGGUGAAGCAGGAAAGGAGAGUCGCAGAAAAGGUGAAGCAGGAAAGGAGAGUCACAGAAAAGGUGAAGCAGGAAAGGAGAGUCGCAGAAAAGGUGAAGCAGGAAAGGAGAGUCGCAGAAAAGGUGAAGCAGGAAAGGAGAGUCGCAGAAAAGGUGAAGCAGGAAAGGAGAGUCGCAGAAAAGGUGAAGCAGGAAAGGAAAAGUCGCGAAAAGGUGAAGCAAAAAGGAGAGAAAAGGUGAAGAGAGGAGGUAGAGUGAAGAGGAAAGGAAAGCGCAGAAAAGGGAAGCAGAAAGAAGAGUCGCAGAAAAGGUGA
Molecule: messenger RNA, 1566 nt
Organism: Macrobrachium nipponense
Lineage: Eukaryota; Metazoa; Arthropoda; Malacostraca; Decapoda; Palaemonidae
Product: ribosome-binding protein 1-like
Exons: 5
Coding region: 1-1566 (521 amino acids)
Source: RefSeq, a predicted model, not a curated record